CAAAACAUUACUUUAUUGGUUAAUUGUAUUCGUAGUAACCAAUGAUUAAACGGUUUAGAUGCUGGUAACUGUAACGCUAAACUGUGCAUGAAGAAACGGAUAUCUGAACUGUGAUGGAAUGAUUAUCAUCCUACGUACGGUUUAUUAGCAUUGAAUGAUUCCAUAAACAUAAAUAAAAAGAAUUUUUAAGUUAAUCCAAGGCUUGGCAAAAAAGAGUCCAGACUUAAAGGCUGUUAUACCUGGAAUAAACCUCGACUUUUCGCAGUAUUCUCCAGAAAUCAGAAGCACCAGCAGCUGCGGAUUUCAACGUGACUAACUUCUGUCAGUGUCAACUGUAAGUGACGACAACAGACAAUGAUAAGCCAAAACCUGGAUUUUGGACAAGAACCUGUUGAUGCUGAUUAUCAGGUGUUAAUUCAUGCAGUUUCAAGCUGUGCUGGGGAAUCUGUACAGCAGCUGUUGCGAGCAAAACCAAAACUCGUCAAUCAAAAAGGUUGGCAUGGACAAACCCCUCUCCACAAGGCCUGUCUGUCGGGAGAUGCCAAUACAGUGCGCUUGCUGUGUGAGUUUGGAGCAGAUCCAAACAUCCAGAAUGAAUUCAAGGAAACUGCAGUCCACUAUGCUGCUAAACGAGGGAUCCCAACGCUCGUGAAUAUACUUAAAAGAUAUGGGGGCCUGUUAGAUGUUCGGGAUAUGACUGGCAAAACACCAGUUCAUUGUGCUGCACAAACAGGCAGUGUGUACAUGUUGCAGUAUUUUGAAGAGCAGGGUUAUAACUUCAAAGAUGUGGAUGGCAAUGGUCAAACACCUCUACACUGUGCAUGCCAAUUUGGCCACUUGGAAGCUUUCAAAUUUCUGGUUAGGAAAGGGCGGAGUGAUCCUAGCGUUCAGGAUGCUCAGGGGGACACACCGCUGCACAUCUGCGUGCGUGAAGGGUACGCACACGGCAGCUGGCUUCUCAUCAACUUCCAGGGUCUGGCAAGUCUCCAUGUGGUGAACAAGCAGGGUCUUACACCUCGAGAUAUUUGUCAGUUUUAUUCGACGUCUAAAAAGGAAGGACACAGAUCACUUUUGCUCUUGAUGUCUGAGCUGUCUAAACUUCCUCCCAACGGCAAGAUAGGGGGCCCAGUUAUGACCUGGUACUACUACCUCACCAUGCCAUUCCUAGCCUACGCAGCAGCGUUGCUUCUGGCCCUGGGACCGCUGCACGACUACCAAGGUGUAGUGUUUGCGGUGACCAUUACCUUCAUUGUGAGGACAGCCAUGAGUACUUCACACAGAAUCAACCAUAUAUCAAGAUGGGCAAAUCCAUUUUUUGCGGGUACAUUCUGUGCAGGAAUGUUUCACACCAUGCUGCUCUUCUACUGCGUUAUUAUUCACUCUAUGCUUGACAGUCCAGUAAUCUACGUCUCAUUCAUAAUGAACGUCAUGCAACUUUAUCUGUACUACAAACUGUUAAAGACAGACCCAGGUUUGGUCACCAGUAGUAUCUCAAAUGUGGAGACCGGCCGGCCAAUGAAGCUGGGAGAUCUCUGUGAUCAGUUAAAAUCCCUGGAUCAGUACUGUGGGGAUUGUGAAAUAAUUCACUCCAAGACCACCAAACAUUGCAAACUGUGCGAGCGUUGCUUCUAUCGCAUGGAUCAUCACUGCCUCUUCCUGUUGAAAUGCGUGGCUGAUCAAAACCACGCUAGAUUUGUCUGGUUCAUUAUCUUCACCAUGUUGGAUAUAGUCAUCUUCCUUCUUCAAUGUAUUUGGUGGACAUAUCUUAAAUACGCGAAUAUGAAAUACACCGAAAUUUUCGCAACAAUGUUCUGGAAGGACGGAUGGGUGCUAAGCAUGAUGUUCCUGAACUGUUUUAGCGUUAUUUGGGCAUGUUCUUUGUUAAAAUACCAGCUGACAGUUGUGUCUCGUGGUCAGACGACAUAUUUUGCGCGAGAUAUGAGCACUUUGACCCAAACGGAGAAAUUUGUGAACUUGUUUAAUUUUCUGAUGGGAAAGCCAUUAUUCGCGUCAGAUUUAGAACUAGACAUUCCAUAUCAGCAUAAAUCUUGUGACAAUCAUAAAACACCAAUACACAGUGUGUAGAUUUUCAAUAGCAUUAGUAAACAGAAAUGAUGCCCAUUUAGAGCUUUUGUACUUUUAUAAUGUUUUUUUAUAUUCAUUAGUUGGAUGCUUUUGUUUUGAGGAAAUGUUUAGGUUUAAAAAAUAACCAUUUUGUUUUGUUAUAGCUAUAGUUUUAAUUAAUUUAAGGUUCAGGUAUUUUUAGCCAUAUCAUGGUGGUCAAUAGAUGUAUUGGGAAAUAUGCUAGAUUGUGAAAAACAAAGCACUAACCUGGGAGUACAAUCAAAGCUGACCUGUAAACCACCUUUCAAAAUUUCAUACCUAAUCAACCGUUACAAUUUAAUUAAAAGAAACUAUUGCUUUGUAUCAGAGGUGGGGAGGGGGGGGCUGUUCUGUUUGUAGAUGGUAGAUGUAAUUUUAUGACCUGUCAUUGUAUUAGUAUUACCUAGGACCUAUUAAUUGUCAUAAGUUGUGAAACUGAUUUUUUUUCGUUUAUCAUACAGAUUUUUGUGGUAAUGGCUUUUGACAAAAUCAUGACUUAUGGUUUACUUUAUGGCAUUAAUUUUGUGUGAAAAUUGUUAAAUGCCUAACAAUUUGUUUUAGUAUUAGAUGUUACUUAUAUUGUUGUGUUUAUUAUAUUUUUAGCUCGACUAAUAUAUAUGAAAUAUAUAUAGUGGAGCUAUCCUACUCACGUCGGCGUUCCGGUGAGCGUUGGAAUGUUAAAGUUUGCGUACCACCUCAAAUAUUUCCUAUGUCCCUUGACAUGUUGCUAUUAUAUUUUGCAUACUUCUUUACCAACAUGACCCCAAACUAUAAACAAGAGCAGACAACUGUAUCAAGCAUUUUUUAAGAAUUAUGACCCUUUUUUCACUUAGAAUAUGCAUAUUAUUGAUAAAUCUAUGUUAAAGUUUGUGUACCACCUCAAAUUCCUUGACACAUUGCUUUCAUAUUUUGCAUACUUCUUUACCAACAUGACCGGAAUCUAUAAACAGGAGCAGACAACUGUAACAAGCAUUUUGUAAGAAUUGUGGCCCUUUAUCGACUUAGAAUAUGCAUAUUAUUGAUUAAUCUAUGUUAUAGUUUCCGUACCUGCACCUCAAAUAUUUUCUAUGUACCUUGUCGUAUUGCUUUUAUAUUUUGCAUACUUCUUUACCAACACGACCCCAUUCUAUAAACAAGAGCAGACAAAUGUAUCAAGCAUUUUUUAAGAAUUAUGUUCCCUUUUUAAUUUGGUUAAGUUUUGUGUUUAGGUUCACUUUAUUCCUAAAGUAUCAAAGCUAUUGCUUUCAUAAUUGCAACAUUUAGAUUAUGACUAUAUUACUUUGACUUUAUUGAAUAUAAACAAUUUCCCCAUGAUGGCUUACGCUACACUGUCAAGCACUCGAAUAGUCGAGCGCGCUGUAUUCUGACAGCUCUUGUUUAAUAAUCCUUUUGCGCCUGUGCGAGGUUAAUUGAUUUACAAAUGUACACAUGCAUAAUAAUGACAAAAAUUCUACUUGUAUUGUAUUCAUGUCUUAAAUACAUUUAUUUCCUAGCUAGAUUGUUUACUGAGUUCUUUAUAUAUCCAUAUACAUUGUAUUUGUAUUUCUGUUGAUGUUUUUGUUUCUUAUUCCAAAUAUCCCUCAUUAUUAUUUUCUUUGUGCUUUGUCAAAUACUGCAUUAUAGAUGUUAUUAAAUCAUUGUUUUCAUCA
This is a messenger RNA of Dreissena polymorpha, 3752 nucleotides long. RefSeq lists its product as uncharacterized. The transcript is spliced from 11 exons. Bases 355 to 2085 code for a protein of 576 amino acids. The record is from RefSeq and is a predicted model, not a curated record. Gene Ontology annotation, molecular function: palmitoyltransferase activity; protein binding. NCBI's taxonomy places the organism in Eukaryota, Metazoa, Mollusca, Bivalvia, Myida, Dreissenidae.